Cydia splendana is the source of this 1072-nucleotide messenger RNA. Its product is annotated as odorant receptor 67c-like. Gene Ontology annotation, biological process: sensory perception of smell; detection of chemical stimulus involved in sensory perception of smell. Gene Ontology annotation, cellular component: plasma membrane. The coding region runs from base 92 to 1072 and encodes 326 amino acids. The transcript is spliced from 4 exons. Gene Ontology annotation, molecular function: odorant binding; olfactory receptor activity. The record is from RefSeq and is a predicted model, not a curated record. NCBI's taxonomy places the organism in Eukaryota, Metazoa, Arthropoda, Insecta, Lepidoptera, Tortricidae.
UCUCAUUACUAUUAAUGCAUAAUAUUAAUUAUGUUUGUACACCACAAAUAAAAUAAUCGAAAACCUCAUCAGUCGUGAUUUGAAGUUCAGAAUGUCUUUACUCUUCGACGAGUCUUUGAAAUCAAUUGAAUUUCUUUUUAAAUAUGUUGGUAUAUAUUUGGAUCGUACAAUUCCGAAUACCGCAGAGCAUAUAAUAAAAUUCAGAUCGCUGUAUAUAAUAAGUUUCCUUUGGCUGAAUACGGAUGUUAUUGGUGAAAUAUUAUGGAUCAUACAGGGCGCUCUAUAUGGAAAAAGUCUAACCGAAUUGACUUAUAUAGUACCCUGUACAACUUAUUGCUUGCUUGCAAACAUGAAAUCCCUCUCCCUGCUUCUUAAUGAUGAUAAAGUAAAGCAAUUAUUCAAACAACUUCGGAACAUGGAGAAUAAUAUUGAUAUUGGCGAUGAUUUAGUUGAGAAAAUCGUUGCUGAAGAAAAAACGUAUUUAAAGGCUGUUAUAAAGGCUUUGAAUGUAAUCAACGCUCUUACACUGAUAUUGUUUGAUGUGUGCCCUUUACUGUUAAUUGGAUUAGAAUAUAAGAAAUCGGGACAGCUUGAGCUGGUUCUGCCGUUCCUGAUUGUUUAUCCGUUUAAUCCUUAUGACAUAAAAUACUGGCCUUUUGUAUACGUGCAUCAAAUUUUGUCUGCAUACAUGGUGGUGACUAUGGUAGCUGGAACCGACUGCCUCUUCUAUACAUGCUGCACUAGCAUUUGCACGCAGUUUCGUUUGCUGCAAAACGACAUGGAAUCCAUUAUUCCUGAACGUAAUUUUGAUGAAAAUGUGUUUUGGGAAAAGUUUAAGAAUUUAGCUGUUCGUCAUGAGGGCAUCAUGCAGUUUGCUCUAGGGGACAUAGUGUUCAUGUUGUCCUUCCUCUCAUUUUUGCUGAUGAGUCUGAUGCAGAUUUACCUGCUCUGUUUUUACGGGGACAAGAUCAUGACAUCGAGCAUGGAAGUAAGCAACGCCGUGUAUAAUUCCAAAUGGUACACAGUGAACGCAAAAGCAGCAAAGCACCUGUACGUGGUUCAAAUGAGGUAA